UUUUUAUCAUUAUCAAAUUUAGUUUACUUUUCGUUGUCGUUCGGCUGGUCGUCUCUGCGGCUGUCGCGUUCCUUAUUUCACUUGCGUCGUCGUCGUCGUCGGACCAGUUAUGGCGGGACCGCGACUCUGACGCUUCGUGGCUUUUUCCCAUGGAUCUCAACCAGAGGUUAUUUGUGCCAACACAACAUUGAACACCGUAGUUAUGUUUUUUGUGAACCUGUGAGAUAACUAAACAAAUCAUGGAGCUCCAAAACUGUUUACCUUCUAUGAAAAACGAUUACAAAAUGAAUGAAAUGAAUGACCAACAAGAAAUGAUGAACAAUGUACAAGGAUGGAACUCAAUGCCAUCACAUGAUAUUAUGAUACCAGUUCCAAUAAAAAUUCAACCUUCACUUGGUAUUUUGGACCAAAAUAACAUCCCAAUAAAUAAUUCUAGUCCACAUCCAAGUGUCAUACACACAAGCCCGCAAACACCACAUGGCUUGCCAAUAAAUACGUUUAUUGAACCUGAAUUACCAUUAGAGCUGUUGCAGCAAGGAUGGAAAAAGUUUUGGAGUAAACGUGAGAAUCGGCCUUAUUUUUGGAAUAAGUUGACUGGUGAAUCUCUUUGGGAAUUUCCACCUUUGAGACAAUUUGACGUUCAAUCAGAUCCUUUGGGGAUAACAAGUGAUGGUCAACAUAAUGGAACUAAUCCAAUGUUAUUGAAAAAAAGACCUGCAGAAGAAAUUGUCUUAGGCCCUGCAACAAAAAAAAUGAUACUAACUGGUCCGUGGGAACUUGAAAUACCUACAAAUGUUGUUAUAUUUGAGCGAUCGCCAUCCAUGAUGUCUCAGCCACAUCCAGAUAUCGAGUUUUAUCGUGGACAUUUAGUAGCAAAAUUAAGACAAUGUUACCAGGAACUUUGUCAGUCCCGAGAAAACAUCAAUGCACCAAAAGAAUCUUUCAAUCGUUGGCUUAUUGAGAGAAAAGUGGUUGAUACUGGUACUGAUCCAUUGUUGCCCUCUCAGUGCUAUCCAGAAGUAUCUUUAAGAAUGUAUAAUGAAAUAAUGAAUGAUAUACCAUUGAGAUUGGCAAAGCCUAAGUAUACUGCAGAUGCUCGGAAACAAUUGUCCAUAUACGCUGAAGCAGCCAAAAAUCUUAUUGAGUCUAGAAACACACUACAAGAAAGUAGAAAAGUUGUAAAAUGGAACACUGAAGAUACAUUGCAAUGGUUGAGGAAAACAGUAGGUGCUACAUAUGUUGAUUUCCAAGAACGAUUAAACCAUCUUAAAAUGCAAUGUCAACCGCAUAUAGCUCAAACUGUUAAAGAUUCUGUGGAAGGCAUCUGCUCAAAGGUGUACCAUUUAUCCGUGGAAUAUGCUCGCAAGGUCAAAGAAAAAAAUAGUGAGCUUUUGAUUGCUCAAGGAAUUACAGAAAUAGCGCCAGCUCCUGCAGUAUUAACUCUACAUAAGGUCUGGUGUUAUCCUGUACAAUUUGUCACACCUGCUCCGCGUCUUCCUCCUGUUGAAUACAUGGCUGACAAAGAACAGACUUAUGUCCGGUUUAAUGGAGAAAGAUUACUCAUCAAUACUGUGUACCUACAAAAGUUGGAACAACUGUAUCGCUACAGUUGCUAUGAAGACAAAAAAAUGGAAAACUUCAUGGCUAGAGUUUGGUGUUUGUUGAAAAGGUACAGUGUUUUCUGCUCCAAUAGUCCUGAUACACAAGUAUCAGUCCCAGUGCCUAUUCUAGAAUCUCUGCACAGGAAUUUUGGUGUGACAUUUGAAUGUUUUGCGUCACCUCUGAAUUGCUAUUUCCGGCAGUAUUGCUCAGCGUUUCCAGACACCGAUGCCUAUUUUGGAUCCCGAGGAUCAAUUUUGGAUUUAAACGCUGUAAGCGGUUCAUUUGUAGUAAAUCCUCCUAUACACUGUGAUGAUCUAAUUGAAGCGGCUUUAAAUCAUAUUGAUCGAUUGUUAUCUGAAUCAAGCGAACCUUUGUCUUUCAUCAUAUUUUUGGCUGAUGGUGAAACAACAUUUGUUCAAAAAUUAGACUCUAGUCAAUUCAAGCGACGUCAAGUGGUUAUACCAGCAUAUGAACAUUAUUACAGACAUGGUUUCCAGUACAGUGUACCAAAGACAGAUGUAAAUAUUCGUUCUCCCACAAGCACUUUAGUUGUAUGGCUUCAAAACAAUGCUGGGUGUCAGCGAUGGAGCCCAAGCGAAGAUAGAGUUGAAGCUUUGUUGGAGGCAUUCCGCCCAGGCCGAGAACGUGAUCGUGACCGCCAGGAACUGCUUUCUCCUACACCAAACUCUCUGUUAGGCCCACCGCCACUUCCUGUUUAGAUUUAGUAAAUAUUAUAUACAUUAGUUGUAACUAUGUAUAUGUAUUUAUUGUAUGUGUAUGUAUACAUGUUUGUACAUACACAAACAUAAUAGGCAAUUAUGGUGUCUAGUUUUAUUCAAAUUUAUAUUUUUAUGUUCGUUAUGCACCAGUGUAUAAUGUACUCUCAUUAAGUUACAAUUUUUAUACAUUCAAAUAAUGUAUAUGGUUAUAAUAUAAUUAUUGAAUUAUAGUUAAUGCGAACUCUAAGCCAUAAUUGCUGUUUGAAUUUCCUUUACCUAAUGAUAAGUGAUUUUAAAUGUUGAAAAGAACAUUUUUAAUUUUAAAAAUAUUUGUGUAUAGGUAGAUUUUUUAGUUAUCGUUUUGUUGAUUUAUCAAUUUGUUAGUUUAAGAUAAUUUAUUAUUCUGUCGUUAAAAUCGACAGAGUAUAAAUUUGAAACAAAAUGUAUCAGAAUUUCGUCCAAAUAUUCAUAAUGAUUGCAAUGGAUUAUUUGCUGUUUUUAAUAUUUUUUAUAAAAACAACAUUUUCCUAAAGCACAUUUAAGAAUAUCGAAUUAAUGUAAUUUAGAAUUUUUAAGGGCUUAGUACUUAAGUGUUAAGUGAAAAAAAUAGAAACCUUAUGGUUCUUUGUAUAAUUCCACUUAAAUAACUAUUAUGUAAGUAUAAUAUUAUUGUAAUUUGAUAGCACCUUUACUAAGCUGUUGUCACUUGAGAAUCUAACCAACUAAUUAAACAACAAUUGAUUGUUGCUUAAAAUUUAUAGUUAACUAAGUAUUAAACUAAUUUUUUUUCUCGGUGUAACUACCUAGUUGCGCACAAGUGUACUUUAAUGAUAUUCUAUUUAUUGAUCGUCAUUAGCGGACUUAUAUCAGUACUUAAGUAUUUCAUUAUUAAUUUCAAUGUAACAUAACUUAUAUCAUUAUUACAUUAAGGCGUCUUUAGUUUAUUUUAUUCUUAAAUAUUAUCAAGCACAUCAAUUCUCUUUUAAAAAAUUUUUUUUUUGUUUUUAUCCCUUACAGCUUAUUAUUGUCAAACAUAUUAUAAUUAUUAUUUUUCUUUGAAUUAUAACUAUUUUACUAAUUUUACGCAUCCAUAAAUAAUCAAUAGCUUUAAGCAAUUUACCAAAGUUUUGAUUGUCCUUUAAUUCUUAUGCUGCUAUUUCAUAUUGAUUGUGUUUUGUCUUUGUGGGUAGUCACAGUAGAUGUGAAUAUUAUAUUAUGUGUAUAAUGAUAAUAAUUAUGUAUGAUGCUGUUAAAAAAAAAAAAUAGUGAGUAAGAAUUACAUUUAGUUUAUUUUUAAUAAUGUAAGAUUAUUGUACUUUGUUAUAUCUUUAAGCUAUUUGUUAGAUAAUUCAACCCUUUUUCAGAAUUCAAAAUUAUUAUGUGGUACUAAUAUUCUAAAAUAUUUUCUGUUAUUUCAAUUUAAAAUUUGGUCGUUGUAAACUAGUUGAAUUCUCGUGUAUAUUUUAUUUAUUUAUUUAUUAUUAUUUUUUUUUUUUGUACUUAUUUUAGUACCCAAUAAUUUGGUUAUGUACCAAUAUUUUAAUGUAUUUUGUAAUUACUAAAAAUAUUGAUACAUUUAACGUAGUAUGUUAAUUACAGUGGUUAUAUUAUGAUUCAAUAUUAUUGUCAAUCUGGGUUGAGUAGUCUUAUUAUGUAUUUAUUUUUUUUUUAUCAUUAUUGUAUAACAAGCUAUAAUUUGUUUGUAGUGUGAUUUUUAUUUGAUUUAAUGGUAUCGAAUUUAAACAUGCUAUGGUUUGAGCGCGCAUUACAUUAUUUUGUUUUUGUAAUUUUUACAUAAAUAUUAUUAUAUAUAUUAUAUAAAACUAUUAUUUUUAAGUUAUUGUACCGGA
Molecule: messenger RNA, 4171 nt
Organism: Rhopalosiphum maidis (corn leaf aphid)
Lineage: Eukaryota; Metazoa; Arthropoda; Insecta; Hemiptera; Aphididae
Gene: Pcif1
Product: phosphorylated CTD-interacting factor 1
Exons: 13
Coding region: 240-2321 (693 amino acids)
Cellular component (GO): nucleus
Molecular function (GO): RNA polymerase II C-terminal domain binding; mRNA (2'-O-methyladenosine-N6-)-methyltransferase activity
Source: RefSeq, a predicted model, not a curated record